Messenger RNA from Tripterygium wilfordii, 1984 nucleotides. RefSeq names its product B3 domain-containing protein REM16-like. Bases 387 to 1727 code for a protein of 446 amino acids. Lineage: Eukaryota; Viridiplantae; Streptophyta; Magnoliopsida; Celastrales; Celastraceae. The transcript has 5 exons. Gene Ontology annotation, molecular function: DNA binding. The record is from RefSeq and is a predicted model, not a curated record.
CAGAAGACUAAAUAGAACUAGUACUGAACACACAUACAACAACAGGUAGAAGGGAAAAAAAGUUGAGCUUUUAUUACUCAAAUGGGUUUAUUUGGAAGAAAUUAUGUCUCUUGACGUGUGAAGACAAAUUUUCUGUGGAAUCUUUUCUUUCAGAAAAAGCUGAUGAUGGCAUUCACAGUUUCUAUUUCCAUUGUCACAUUACAACUAUGCGCACCUAUCGGAAAUUGGAAGUAGUGCGUACAAGGAAAUAAGAUCAUUAUUACACAUUGACGAGGAUUUCAAUUGUGGGUUCACGCUCGGAUUACUUCACCAUCAUUUCUCUUUGGCCGUAUUGACUCCUACACGGAGGCAAAACCCAGAUAAUCCCGCGUUGGGGGUCUUGGGAGAUGGAGGAGGCAUGCGAAGACUGCUUGAGUUUUGAUGAGUAUUCAUAUUGGACCUAUUUUAAGAGCCAGCGGUUCUCUCAGUUUCUACGUGGUGAUUUUGAUCAGCGCCUAGCAAUCCCUGAACAUUUUACUAGAAAUUUGAAGAGGAAGCUACCUGAAAGAGUGACUCUUAAAGGUCCUAGUGGCAUUGCAUGGAAUGUAGACACAAUGAUGAGUGAUAAUGUAAUGUUCUUCAGUCAUGGUUGGAAAGAUUUUGUAACGGAUCAUGUUUUGGAGGAAGAGGAUGUCUUGAUCUUCCAAUUAAAUGCAGAUUUAUCUUUUGAUGUCUUAAUGUUUGAUGGCCGGAGCUUGUGUGAGAAGGAAAAAUCGUAUUUUGUCCGGAAAUGUGGGCAUAAAAAACACGACAGUGGAUGCCAUAAGGAAGGAAAUGUUGGAGGAAGUUCUGCUGAAGUUGUUCAUCCAUUGCCACAGGAUGUCACUGGAGAUAAUCCCCAGCAAAAAAUUAUUUCUGAUGAUGUUGAUGCUAUACCAUGUGGACGUCCUUUUGUGCCCAAAGAUAUUGAUGCAAUACCAUUAGCACAUCCUUUUGUUCCUCAAGCUACUCGCAAAGAAUCACUGAAGCAAUGCCAAAUAAAAAGGAAAACUCCUGAAAGUUCAAAUCAAGUUGACCAUUCUCAGGUUAGUGGUGGAGGCAGAUCUCCACAAAAAUCUACAAAUACUGACUCUGAUUACAUACCCAAAGGUCAGUCUACUGUGCCCCAAGCUAAGAAUUCUAUGAAGGAGCGUCUGUUUAAUAGGCCCAGAAGUUCUAGGUGGAGUGUGAGAUACCGUAGACUUUCUCUUGUAGCAAGGGAGGCACGAGCCAAUGAUGGUAAUGCAAAUACACCCAUACUGAUUGAUGACAAUGCUCCUCAUACAUCAAUCAGUAAAAAGGCGAGGUACUAUGAAUCAAAUAGAAGGCCUAUUACUGGAGAAGAGAAGAAGAAUGCCUUGCGGUUAGCAGAAGCAGCUUUGACCCGUGAAGGUUUUAUGGUAGCAAUGAAACCCACACAUGUAUACAAGAAAUAUUUCAUGACAAUUCCUUCGUUUUGGAUGAAGCAGCAUUUGACUCUGGAGGAUCAAGGCAUCAUCUUACGUGUAAAAGACAAUACAUGGCACACCAAAUUCAGUUAUGUCAAGUCUCGUGGCUUUGGAGGUCUAGCUCGUGGAUGGAAGAACUUUGCUAUGGAUAAUAAUUUAGAAGAGUUUGAUGUAUGUGUGUUUGAACGCGGUAGCGACAUGAAUGAUUGCAUUCUCCUCGAUGUCAACAUCUUUCGCGUUGUGGAGGAAGUCCGUCCUUGAUCUCUGAGUAGAGGUUGAAGAUUAUCGCAUAAGAGAUGAACUUCUAUGAAGGAAGUGAAUGAAAGAACAUCCCAUCGACUCUCUUGGUACUCUGGACAUGAACACAUUGCCUGUUUUAACAUUAACAAAAUUAGAGAUAAGAACAACUUUGUUUUGUAAUUUUGAAUUGCGUUUGGGUGGGUGUGGUGCUGCUGUUGAAUUGUAUUUUGACCAAUACUUAUGCACACCUCUGUUUCAUUGUACUCUUAUUACCUGGA